AUGAUGCUAUCAUCAACUCCCAACAACAAGACAUCCAACAAGACAUCCAACAACAAGAUCUACAACAUCAAGAACAAUUACAAGAACACGAACAACUUCACCACCAACAUCAAGAGCAUCAUCACCAAGUCCAAGACCAACAUCAACAUCAACAGGCCACCAUCGAUGUCCCCACCAUUGUACAUUUGCCAGACGUUAGCAUCGCCAUUGAGCAUUCCUCAACGCCAAAUACCAGAGAUGAUCAAUCCUCAAUGUAGACAGCUUUGUUAUCCAGCCCUGUCCAUACCAUAA
Messenger RNA from Acytostelium subglobosum LB1, 291 nucleotides. RefSeq lists its product as hypothetical. The record is from RefSeq and is a predicted model, not a curated record. The transcript is spliced from 2 exons. Bases 1 to 291 code for a protein of 96 amino acids. NCBI's taxonomy places the organism in Eukaryota, Evosea, Eumycetozoa, Acytosteliales, Acytosteliaceae.